This is a messenger RNA of Miscanthus lutarioriparius, 549 nucleotides long. NCBI's taxonomy places the organism in Eukaryota, Viridiplantae, Streptophyta, Magnoliopsida, Poales, Poaceae. The record is from the annotation of a GenBank genome assembly.
AUGGCGGAUCGCGACCGCAGCGGCAUCUACGGGCAGCAUCAGGGGGGCGGCCGCCCGAUGGGUGAGCAGGUGAAGGGCAUGAUCCACGACAAGGGGCCCACGGCGUCGCAGGCGCUGACGGUGGCGACGCUGUUCCCGCUGGGCGGGCUGCUCCUGGUGCUGUCGGGGCUGGCGCUGGCGGCCUCCGUGGUGGGGCUGGCGCUGGCCACUCCCGUGUUCCUGCUCUUCAGCCCCGUGCUCGUCCCGGCCGCGCUGCUCAUCGGGACGGCCGUGACCGGGUUCCUCACGUCGGGCGCGCUCGGGCUCGGCGGCCUGUCCUCGCUCACGUGCCUCGCCAACACGGCGCGGCAGGCGUUCCAGCGCACCCCGGACUACGUGGAGGAAGCGCGCCGCAGGAUGGCGGAGGCCGCGGCGCACGCGGGACAGAAGACCGCGCAGGCAGGGCACGCCAUCCAGAGCAGGGCGCAGGAGGUCGCCUCGGGCGGCGGCGGCGGCGCCGGGGGAGGCACCGGUGCUGGCACUGGCGGCGGCGGCAGGGCUUCCUCGUAA